Molecule: messenger RNA, 2659 nt
Organism: Bombyx mandarina (wild silkworm)
Lineage: Eukaryota; Metazoa; Arthropoda; Insecta; Lepidoptera; Bombycidae
Gene: l(2)dtl
Product: WD40 domain-containing protein denticleless
Biological process (GO): proteasome-mediated ubiquitin-dependent protein catabolic process; mitotic G2 DNA damage checkpoint signaling
Cellular component (GO): nucleus
Molecular function (GO): protein-macromolecule adaptor activity; protein binding
Source: RefSeq, a predicted model, not a curated record
UUCAAGAAGUUUGUCGAAGAAUCCAGAGUUUUAAACUUUUAAAUGUUUAGCUACCAUUAAUUUAUAAUGAAAUCAUGAAUAAUAUACAAAAUUUGAUCGAUCGUGAACUCGGUCUCCAUUGCCGGUUUAAUUACGAUACGGUACUGAAGCGGCUAGUGGUGAACAGCGAGGAAUCGUUUUAUGGGCUCCAAUCCUCAAAUGUUGUAGCAAAUUUUGAACAGGAUCCUCCGAUAUUCGCUUGUAGAUUUGCUGAAACAUCUGGCUAUGAACACAUACUGGCUCUUGCUAACGAAGAUGGAAAGGUUGCUAUUCAGGACACAUCCACGCAAAAGACAGCAAGUAGAUUGGAAGCAUUCCAAUGUCACAAUAAUGCUGUAUUUGACCUUGCUUGGAUGCCCAAAAACAUGAAUUUUAUAACUGUUUCAGGAGACCACACGGCUUGUCUGUGGGAUGCAGCAGAAGGUUCACCUAAAAGAGUUCUCGUGUUCUCGAGCCACACGAAGUCUGUUAAAAUUGCCGUAUUUCGGCCCAUGGAGCCGUCGGUGUUCGCCACCGGCGCGAGAGACGGCCACAUCCUCAUUUGGGACAUCCGCGCCUGCAACCAACCCACGCUGGUUUUAAAGCCAGACAACUGCCUCAUGAACUGCCACUCUAACUUCGCGCCGAAGACUCCCUCCUCGCACGGCAAGCGACCCCGCAUCGACGGCCACCGCGCCGUCAGCAUCACCGGGCUCGUGUUCCAGGACGACGACACGCUGCUGUCCUGCGGCGAGUGCGACGGGAACAUCAAGGCGUGGGACCUGCGCAAGAACUACAACGUGUACAAGCGGGAGCCGCUCCCCAAGCACUCCAUUCCCUACUGCGGCAGCUCCGCCAGGAACGGCUACAGCAACCUCGUCAUAGACCACUCCGGCGUGCGCCUCUACGCCAGCUGCAUGGACGACGUCAUCUACUGCUUCAACCUCGCGGCCUACAACCCGCUGCCCGAGCGCCGCUACGUCGGCCACCACAACGGGACCUUCUACGUCAAGAGCGGGCUCAGCGCCGACGGGGCCUACCUCGUCAGCGGCAGCAGCGACAAGUACGCCUACCUCUGGAACGUCAAGUGGAGCGAGCCCCUGCUGCGCCUCAGCGGACACCGCGCCGAGGUCACCUGCGCCGCGCUGUGCCGCCGCGCGCGCGGACCCCUGCUCGUCACCGCCGGGGACGACGCGCGGCACCUGCUGUGGAGGCUGCACGCCGCGCCCCGNGCCGCGCCCCGCCCGCGCCGCUCGACGCCACGCCGCGCGCCGCCAAGCGCCGCCACCACCCGCCCGCGCGCUCCAAGCGCUGCCUCGCCGACCUCAUGCCCGACGACUCCGAGCCGACUGCGAAGCGACCCAGGCCUGACGCAGCCCGCCGUGGCCAAGCGCCCACACAACAGCGAACCUGAACCCCCGAUUCCAAGCAAGUAUCCACGGAUUGAAGAGACGACGUCAACGUGGGGAGAAGCCGCCGAGAGCAGGGGUCUAACGACACCCACCAAGAAUUACGAGAAAAGAAGUUACAAAACCCGAUCCCCCAAGAGUCCCAAGCCGAUCUCUCCAUCAUCAGUCUGCCGGUCCCCAGUAAAAGCGUCCCCAACGAAGAUCAAAAUACUAACGUUCACAACGCCGACAAAGAACCUGCCAAAUUUCGUACUCAACGGUGAAGCCCCGCAUCUCAGGCUGAUGUCGCCCGCCAAGAAGAAACCGGGAACUACAGAUUGGCUGACGAAGCUUCGAGAACAAAAAGAGAAAGUGGAACCGGGGGAGGGAGCGCCGGUGCCGCUGAGCCCGAGGGAGCCGCCGCCGCGGAGGAACUCCGGCGCGGAGAGGACGCCCAAAUCUGCUAAACGAAGCCGAACAAUCCUGACAUAUUUCACGAGCGUCGCAAAAAAUAAAUAAUUUAUGUUAUUAUAGUGCCAAAUGGAUGUUAGACCUGGUGAAACUGGAAAGGCCUCCGGGCCACCAGUAAUCGCUCAAACAUAAAAAAGGGUGUUAGACUCCAUCCGUAACAACAUAACCAAGUUUGUUUGACCGAAAUUUUGAAGUUACUAAUUACAAUAUAAAACUGUCUCUCGCUACUCGGGUAACACUAUGAGUAUUCAUUAGUUGUGGCUAUCACUUUUUAGUUUAUAAGUAUUUUAAAUAGUUUGGCUGUUUUGUGAGAUUUCUUUUGCACUCAUAAAGGCAAAUGAGAACUUUAUUUCUGAUAAAAAUAAAGGAAAUAUCGACUGAUAAGUUAAGUAUUUAAUUUAAAAAUGUUUGCUUGCAUUUUAAUAUUGCAUGUUAAAACUAUAGAAUUGCACAAAAAAUGUGCAGGAAUGAGUCCUGGGUAGUCAGCUGUCGCCGACAGAAUCAGUGAUGAUCUUUUAAUUGGGAAUGAAAUUAUUUGUUGAUUCUGAUUGGACAUGUCUCACGAAGGUAUAGUCAUCAUCAUAUUUUUAGUCUUUCAAUUUCUUUCCUUUUAAAUUUAGCAAGUGGUAACCGUAAAAGUUAUCUUAUUCUUCGUAUAAGUUAUCUUAAUAUUCUUAAUUUUAAUACACAGUGAGAAUGUCCAGUCACGCACGUUCCUCAAUGUGCUAACGAUUAUCCAUAAGUUAGUGUAAGACGUAUUGUGAUGACAGUAAAGUGCUAUU